This is a messenger RNA of Gadus macrocephalus (Pacific cod), 413 nucleotides long. Its product is annotated as calcium/calmodulin-dependent protein kinase type II delta 1 chain-like. NCBI's taxonomy places the organism in Eukaryota, Metazoa, Chordata, Actinopteri, Gadiformes, Gadidae. The record is from RefSeq and is a predicted model, not a curated record. Gene Ontology annotation, molecular function: ATP binding; protein kinase activity. The transcript is spliced from 2 exons. The coding region runs from base 196 to 375 and encodes 59 amino acids. Gene Ontology annotation, biological process: protein phosphorylation.
CACCUCAGCCAGUGUCAUCAGCCAGCCAUUGAAGAGCAGUCCUCACAGACGUCCUGCAGACCAGUCACACAGGAGUGCCAAGAAGGCGGAUUUCACUUAGAAGGAAGAAAAGUCUCUAACGGCAUUGAACCGUCGGCUCAGAGUCAUCAGUGUUGAGUUUGGGUCUAGAACCCAAAUCACUGCUGCGUCCUCCCGAUGGCUGCUCCGACCUGCACCCGGUUCACCGACGAGCACCAGCUGUACGAAGAGCUUGGGAAGGGGGCCUUCUCAGUGGUCAGGCGCUGCAUGAAGAUCUCCAGCGGGCAGGAGUACGCCGCAAAGAUCAUCAACACCAAGAAGCUGUCUGCCAGGGGUACGUAUCGCUGUGACGCAUGAGGGGGAGCCAGCCGCUAUCCUGCAGCCAGCGCUGUCUA